This is a messenger RNA of Sapajus apella (tufted capuchin), 1625 nucleotides long. RefSeq names its product interleukin 1 receptor type 2 (gene IL1R2). The record is from RefSeq and is a predicted model, not a curated record. Gene Ontology annotation, molecular function: interleukin-1 binding; interleukin-1, type II, blocking receptor activity. Lineage: Eukaryota; Metazoa; Chordata; Mammalia; Primates; Cebidae.
UUCCCCAUCUGGGUGAUCAUGUACUCAGCCCCAGCACUGCAGCCUGGGGGUGCUCCCCGUGAGGAGGAAAAGGUGUGUCCACUGCCACCCAGUGUGAGUGGGUGACACCGCCCGGUUAGGAAAUCCCAGCUCCCAAGAGGGUAUAAAUCCCUGCUCGACUGCUGAGCUCCCGCUGGAGGUGAAAGUCUGGCCUGGCAGCCUUCCCCAGGUGAGCAGCAACAGACCACGCGGUGCCGGACCUCAUCCUCCUCUUCUGUGUCCUCUGGAAAUUGUCAGGAGCAAUGUUCCGCUUGUACGUGUUGGUAAUGGGAGUUUCUGCCUUCACCCUUCAGCCUGUGGCGCACACAGGGGCUGCCAGAAGCUGCCGGUUUCGUGGGAGACAUUACAAGCGGGAGUUCAGGCUGGAAGGGGAGCUUGUGGCCCUGAGGUGCCCCCAGGUGCCCUACUGGCUGUGGGCCUCUGUCAGCCCUCACGUCAACCUGACAUGGCAUAAAAAUGACUCUGCUAGGACGGUCCCAGGAGAAGAAGAGACACGGAUGUGGACCCAGGAUGGUGCUCUGUGGGUUCUGCCAGCCUUGCAGGGGGACUCUGGCACCUACAUCUGCACUACUAGAAAUGCCUCUUACUGUGACAAAAUGUCCAUUGAGCUCAGGGUUUUUGAGGAUACAGAUGCUUCCCUGCCGUUCAUCUCAUACCCGCAAAUUUUAACCUUGUCAACCUCUGGGGUAUUAGUGUGCCCUGACCUGAGCGAAUUCAUCCGUAACAAAACUGACGUGAAGAUUCAAUGGUACAAGGAUUCUCUUCUUUUGGAUGAAGACAAUGAGAAAUUUCUCAGUGUGAGGGGGACCACUCACUUACUCGUGCACGAUGUGGCCCUGGAAGAUGCGGGCUAUUACCGCUGUGUCCUAACAUUUGCCCACGAAGGCCAGCAAUACAACAUCACUAGGAGUAUCGAGCUACGCAUCAAGAGAAAACAAGAGGAGACCAUUCCUGUGAUUAUUUCCCCCCUCAGGACCAUAUCAGCUUCCCUGGGGUCAAGACUGACAAUCCCGUGUAAGGUGUUUCUGGGAACCGGCACGCCCUCAACCACCAUGCUGUGGUGGACAGCCAAUGACACCCACAUAGAGAGCGCCUACCAGGGAGGCCGCGUGACCGAGGGGCCGCGCCAGGAAUAUUCAGAAAAUAAUGAGAACUACAUUGAAGUGCCAUUGAUUUUUGAUCCUGUUACAAGAGAGGAUUUGAACAUGGAUUUUAAAUGUGUUGUCCGUAAUACCCUGGGUUUUCAGACACUACGCACCACAGUCAAAGAAGCCUCCUCCACAUUCUCCUGGGGCAUUGUGCUGGCCCCACUUUCACUGGCCUUCUUGGUUUUGGGGGGAUUAUGGAUGCACAGACGGUGCAAACACGGAACUGGAAAAGCAGAUGGUCUGACUGCGCUACGGCUGCAUCAUGACUUUCAAUCCUAUCCCAAUUAAAAUAAACGGAAUGAAAUAAUUCAAACACAAACUCCAUAUUUCUUCUCUUAUGGGAGUGGCUGUGUCUUUUUGAGGGACUCUGUUCUUUGCCUCAGUUGUCUACCAAAGGUGCCGCAUUUAUAGUGGGUUUGUAGUAAAGCAAUAAAAUCU